UUUUUUUUUCUUCUUUUCUUCAUUCACUCAUUCUCCUCAUCUCUUCUACAGUUUCUGAACAAACUCUUGCUCAACUAUUGACAGACUUUAUUCUUUACAUCAAACAAGCUUUUCACCCGCCACAUCCUCCACCUCCUUCUUCCCCCUUUUUUUAUAUCAUGUACGACGAUAACCAUUACCCAACCGACAUCCGUGAAUAUCUUUACAAAAUCCUUGUCAUUGGCGACCUCGGCACCGGCAAGACCUCAAUCAUCAAGCGCUACGUCCACAACAUCUUUUCUAUAAACUACAAAUCUACGAUCGGCGUGGAUUUUGCGCUCAAGGUCAUCCAAUGGUCACCCGAUACCGUUGUUAGGAUGCAAUUGUGGGACAUUGCAGGCCAAGAAAAGUUUUCCGGAUUGACAAGGGUGUACUACAAGGAAGCCGUUGCAGCAUUAGUUGUGUAUGACGUGACCCGCCCAAAGACAUUUGAGGCAGUACCUAAAUGGAAAGCAGAUCUGGACUCCAAAGUCUCACUGCCUGGAGGAGAACCUAUCCCUGCUAUUCUCCUCGCCAAUAAGACUGAUCUGCAUGAAGAUCCAAACGCAGGACUCGAUCCACAAGAAAUGGACAAGUUUUGUGAAGAACAUGGAUUCCUGAAAUGGUUCGGAACUUCAGCCAAAGACAACAGUAACAUUGAUGAUGCAGCUCGCUUCUUGCUGGAGGAGAUCAUGAAUAAGGAAGCAGAGCAUGCGCACCAACAAGCACAGGAUACAACAGACAGAGUGCAGUUGAACCAGCCCCGUGCAAAAGAGGGAUGCUGCUGAUUGAUUGACUUUCGCUCCUAUGGAUGUCUCUUUUGUACACACGUGCAACUAAAAAGCCCUCUAAACCAACCAACAUGCACCCGCAGGCAUUUACAUGGCGUAUAUUGACGCUCUUUUUUCCUCCUUUCCCCUUUCCCUCCUUGUCUCAUUUUCGCUCAUUCGCUUUUAGCCUCUCGUCCUUACUGCCUCUUUUCAAACGUAUUCCGUUUUUUUUCUCUCUCUUUCUUCAUCUCACAAUGUAUUGGGUCUCAUUUUUUCAUCCUUUACGAUCCCCCUACUGUGUACAAUAGUUAAUAAUAAAAGCUUGACCAUGUUUAAGGACAGG
This is a messenger RNA of Lobosporangium transversale, 1131 nucleotides long. RefSeq names its product rab GTPase. The transcript has 5 exons. Gene Ontology annotation, cellular component: trans-Golgi network; Golgi apparatus; phagocytic vesicle. The record is from RefSeq and is a predicted model, not a curated record. NCBI's taxonomy places the organism in Eukaryota, Fungi, Mortierellomycota, Mortierellomycetes, Mortierellales, Mortierellaceae. Gene Ontology annotation, molecular function: GTP binding; GTPase activity. Gene Ontology annotation, biological process: endosome to lysosome transport; phagosome-lysosome fusion. Bases 159 to 806 code for a protein of 215 amino acids.